AUGCAUUUCAACUUAACCAAGCUUUACCAGCAACCAAAGCGCCCGGCAUCCAUUGAGAACGACAGGCCCCGUGCCCUCACAUGUUACCGCUAUGCGGUUUCGGGGUCGGACGGCGCGAUGGGAUUCGACAAAGCAAUUAAGACCAAGUUCGUUGCGGAAGGUGCCGGGUUCUACUUCUGGAUAUUAUGGAGCCCAGCCCAGAAGAGGCGCAAGGUGACUCCGCGAAAAACAUAA
Molecule: messenger RNA, 234 nt
Organism: Penicillium verrucosum
Lineage: Eukaryota; Fungi; Ascomycota; Eurotiomycetes; Eurotiales; Aspergillaceae
Exons: 1
Coding region: 1-234 (77 amino acids)
Source: RefSeq, a predicted model, not a curated record